CCCAUCUUGGGCCUCUUCGCUGUCGCUAGAUGUCCCUCCUACGCAUUGAAGAAACGGACGAGGAUGUCAACUCGGUUCAUCAUCCGGUAAGCCGCGAUGCGUUCACCUCUAGUGAGGCGUUUCCACAAAGCACUCAUGGGGUCGAACAGGUCGAAGACGAGUCCCUAGAGAGUUUCUUUGAGACGGAAUUCGGCUUGAAUGUUCUACAGGCUAUUGACCCAAUCGAGGACAACGAUAGUACUAACUUGGCCACAAGCACCCAACACCCUCCUCUCGGGCGGACUUUGACUACUUUCUCUAAAUUUUCCCUCGUCUCUGCUUUUUCAACCUUUUCCAAUGGAUCGGUUCUGUCGUUUCGGAGCACUGGGGCCAUAUAUCCCCUGGAGGAUCUUUGCGAUCGAGUCAUCGACAAACACAUGUGGCUUCAAAUGGCAAGGAUCGUCAGCACGUCAUGCUAUUCUCAGUAUCGAAACUUCGUUCUGCACCGCUUCCUGAUCUUUCGGCUAUACCGCCCGGAGAAAAAGGACAUAUGGUUGCGAAUUGAUCGAAAGGCUGGAUCAACUAUCCUCUCACUCGUGCGAAAAGGUGGUAAAACGCGUGCUAACGAUACGGCUCAGCUCUCAGCGUCGGAGAAAGACCUCAUCGGGAAGGCACGCCGGGAGAAUCAACAAAUAUUUGAUAAACCGCCAUUUCUUGGUGAUUUCAGUGACUAUCUUCGCGUUAUCUGCGACGAACUACGGGAGUAUAAAGUUUGGCCCGAUAACUGCUGGAUGUUUUGUUCUCUCCUACAAGAGCACCUUGGGAUCUCAGGGGACGGGCACUAUGCCUUCGGGGGCCCGGUUGUCCCUAACACAGCACCCCUUGUUCGAACCAGAAUAUCUGAGCGGGCAGUAGUCCAUGUGACACCCUGCACGGUAAGCCAUCUGUAAUAUAAUCGGUCCGGAGGCUGUUAAUUCGGCAGAAGAUUAUGACAGCACUACAAAGUGCGG
Molecule: messenger RNA, 989 nt
Organism: Cantharellus anzutake
Lineage: Eukaryota; Fungi; Basidiomycota; Agaricomycetes; Cantharellales; Hydnaceae
Exons: 4
Coding region: 30-929 (299 amino acids)
Source: RefSeq, a predicted model, not a curated record